UGCACAUGGCAUCUGAUCAGAACCAGGGACAGCUCCAGAUUGCGCCUGAGCGCUGCGUCAGGACGAUUUUUCUCGGUUGGAGAGCAGAGACGCACAGAAAAAAAGAGAAAAAAAAAUCUCAAAAAUGCAGCAAGGCGACCCAGCGAGGAGCUCUGACACCUACACAGCAAGAGUCCUGACAAUUUUGUGUUUAUUUCGAUUCACAGAAAACCUUUUCAAUGUACAUUUAAGUGACACGGAGGCUGGCGCAGGAACUUAAAAUCCAAGAAUUUUUAUUUUCCAGGAGGUUGAGGCAUUUGGAUCUAGAAAUGACUUUACUGAAUAUCCUGCCCUCUGGGAUUUAAGUUCAAAAUGUCUGGAGAAUUCAUCGACGCUAGUUACGAGGGCUCGGGGGGAAUAUUCUACGCUGCCAACUUCAGCUUCAUUUUCAACACGACCAACCGCUCCUCCGGCGACAACUUCCACCUGUCAGACUUUGACAAAACUGAUUUUGUGGGGGAUGGCGCCGCUGUUGUGAGGAUUAUCAUCUCUGUCAUUUACUCUCUGGUCUGCGCGCUGGGUCUGGUUGGGAACUUACUGGUGCUGUACCUAAUGAAGUCUAAACAGGUGUGGAAAAAAUCCUCCAUCAACCUUUUCGUAACUAGUUUGGCGGUAACCGACUUCCAGUUCGUCCUGACUCUGCCGUUCUGGGCAGUGGAGAACGCGCUGGACUUUACUUGGCUUUUCGGCAAAGCCAUGUGUAAGAUAGUCUCCUACGUGACGGCUAUGAACAUGUACGCCAGUGUGUUCUUCUUGACGGCCAUGAGCGUGGCGAGGUACUGGUCCCUCGCCUCCGCGCUCAAGGGCAGACGGCGGCGCACGCACUGCUGCUCCGCGCGCUGCAUCACCGUUUUCAUCUGGUUCGCCGCCGUCUCCGCCGCUCUGCCGCACGCGGUUUUCUCCACGACCGUCACGGUUUCCAACGAGGACCUGUGCCUCGUCAAAUUCCCCGAAACCAACGGGACCGCGCAGUUCUGGCUGGGACUCUAUCACUCCCAGAAAGUGCUGCUGGGCUUCGUGGUGCCCCUGGGCAUCAUCUCAGCCUGCUAUCUCCUCCUCCUGCGCUUCAUCACCUCCAAAAACAUCAACACCUCCAGCGCCAAACGACGCGCCAAGGUCACCAAGUCUGUCACCAUCGUGGUCUUGUCCUUUUUCCUCUGCUGGCUGCCAAACCAGGCGCUGACAGCCUGGGGCAUCCUCAUCAAACUCAACGUGGUUCAUUUCAGCUACGAGUACUACACCACGCAGGUGUACGUCUUUCCCGUGUCCGUGUGCCUGGCGCACUCCAACAGCUGCCUGAACCCCAUCCUGUACUGCCUGAUGAGGCGGGAGUUCAGGAAAGCGCUAAAAAAACUCUUCUGGCGGAUGACUUCGCCGACCCUGACCACCAUAAGGCCGAUCACGGCCACCACAAAGCCAGAACUGGACGAGCACGGGCAGGUCCUGGUCCCCAUCAGCGCGCCCGAGGAGCCCGCUGUGGUGUUUUAUCCUCCGGGGACAGUUAUGUACGAUGACAGGCGAGAUCUGCCGCAAAACAGCACUUAGUCUAAAGUGCCCGGGACUCUUUUUUUCUUUAAUGUUUUUUAUUUGUACGCAUUUAUGUUAGUUGGCCAAUUUCUUACCUGGAUGUUGUCAGGAGAUUCUAAACUGGAUCUAAAUUGGAUGAGAGAGGCUCAAACAGAGAUGAUCCUUAUCUCAGUUUAAUCACAGUGGCUCGUGCUUGACCCCAGAAAUGGCCACUUCACAUAGAUUUGUGGGUCUACGCAGCUACUCUUUUCAGUAAAAGAGGCAAAGACAUUUUUUCUUGUGUAUAAGAAAGAAGACAUGUUUUGAAUGUGCCACAUCUGUCAAAAAAUACAGAAAAAUACUUCAUUGUGCAAGUAAAGUGCAUCAGUAUUGUGUGACGUGCUGGUCCUUCUCUUUCCUCAGGACAAGAAUGUGAACACUCAGGUGGACAGUGAAUUCAUUCAUUCACUCAUUCAGUUUUACAGUCACAGAAAUCCCCGGCUUAUGUUACAUUAGAUAAGAAUGAGUCAGGAGAGUUCCACAGAAUGAGUUUACCAGUUUAAAUUAUUCCAUUUAUGUAACAAAUUAACACAUCUAUAUCUGCACACUGUAAUUACUCCUAAAAAGGCGAUUUAUACUAGAGCUAGACUACUUACAUUACUAUAUAGUCACUAUGUACA
Lates calcarifer (barramundi perch) is the source of this 2225-nucleotide messenger RNA. RefSeq names its product relaxin family peptide receptor 3 (gene rxfp3). Lineage: Eukaryota; Metazoa; Chordata; Actinopteri; Centropomidae. Gene Ontology annotation, biological process: immune response; G protein-coupled receptor signaling pathway. The record is from RefSeq and is a predicted model, not a curated record. Gene Ontology annotation, cellular component: membrane. Gene Ontology annotation, molecular function: G protein-coupled receptor activity. The transcript has a single exon. The coding region runs from base 352 to 1584 and encodes 410 amino acids.